This is a messenger RNA of Trichoderma aggressivum f. europaeum, 2325 nucleotides long. RefSeq lists its product as uncharacterized. The transcript is spliced from 7 exons. NCBI's taxonomy places the organism in Eukaryota, Fungi, Ascomycota, Sordariomycetes, Hypocreales, Hypocreaceae. Gene Ontology annotation, biological process: ADP transport; transmembrane transport; ATP transport. Gene Ontology annotation, molecular function: calcium ion binding; ATP transmembrane transporter activity. The coding region runs from base 1 to 2325 and encodes 774 amino acids. The record is from RefSeq and is a predicted model, not a curated record.
AUGUACAUGGCAAUCCUGUCGUCCUGUCUAGAUGAGAUCGUGACCAACCAACAGCGAGUUAAUCUUGGUCCCCCCCCCCAAUAUCGCAAGCAAUUCUCCCCCAAGAUCCGCGGCCUCGAUUCCUGCUGCUCCCGAGCUACGACGUCAGUAGCUGUCAAAGGCCCGCAAACCGCUCUCAAUUGGCAUCGCCUGCCAGACCGCAAGCUUCCAGAUCUCUACGAUGAGUUUGAGAUAGCACCCAAACGAAAGCACAAAGACGACGCGCCCGCUGAAACCCCCCCGCGGCAUCGCAAUUGCCGCCUCGACGUCGCCUUUUCGAGACAUGCCACAGCCAUGACAGCCAGGCCAGCUACCGAGGUGGAGAAAGGGCUUCGAGAGCCGCAAAACCAGAACCAGAACCCAGACCAUGAUCGCGUUGAAGUGCUCUGGGCUCAGCUGGGGCCAUGUGCGAAUGGAGAGUUGGACCUGAAGGGCCUGCAGAAGGGCUUUCGGAAGAUAGACCAUCCGCUCAAGAAUGCGGAUGCCAUGUUGAAGAGGAUCAUGAGGGAGGUUGACACCAACGGCGACGGAAAGAUUCAAUAUGAAGCCGCUGCCGCUUGGAGGCGCUACAAACACAAGCUACGGCUACUAACGGGAUUCUUUCUGCUUGGGUUCGCAGAGUUUCGAGUUUUUGUGCAAAAGGCGGAGAGUCAACUCUACGACUUGUUCAGAUCCAUCGAUCGCGACGGCAAUGGCAAGCUGGAUAAGACAGAGCUCCAGGCGGCGUUCAAGGCUGCGGGAUUGACCGUAUCGAACCGCAGGCUGCAUGACUUCUUCAGCGACAUGGACUUGAACAACGACGGAUACGUCAGUUUCGACGAAUGGCGGAACUUUUUGCUUUUCAUGCCUGGGAACCAGGAUGCGUCUCAUUUGCAGGCCGUGCUGUCCUUUUAUUACUCGGUGGUUAAUGUCACGCCGGAGGGAGACUCGCUCGUGAGUGGGGAAACACUGGAAGGCUUAGGUAGGGCCGGCUCUAGCUCUUUUCUUAAUAUUCUCUUUGGCUCUCUCCUACGAGUUGCCUUUCCCUCCUAUCCGAGGGCGCCCCCAGAGCUUCCAUCACCUCCUCCGCCAUCUCCUGCGCAAGCUGCUGGGACAGUCGAGCCGGAGGUCCAAGUGCCGUUACAACAUGCAAGAGGAAGUUUUGUGGACGCGACGGCGCAUGCGUCUGCUGCUAUCGGGAUUUCAGAAGAAGUCGAGCAAGGCCCGGCAGGGGCAGGUGCUACUCCACAGAUCGACGGCGAUGGCACCUCAAUCGAGCACCGUGAAGAGUCCUCUACCGCUACCGGAGCUGCACCGACCAAGAAGAAGUUUAGACUGACAGACUUUGCUCCCCAUCCAGGUUACUUCCUUGCGGGUGCCAUCGCCGGUGGAGUGUCGCGGACGGCCACGGCUCCGCUCGACCGAUUGAAGGUCUACUUGCUCGUCAACACCAACAGCGGUGCCGAGACGGCCGUGGGAGCGCUGAAGCAAGGCCGUAUCGUUGAUGCGCUUAGAAACGCGGCGAGGCCCUUUAGCGAUGCUGUCAAGGACUUGUAUCGAUCGGGCGGGUUGCGCAGCUUUUUUGCUGGCAACGGGUUGAAUGUUGUGAAAAUCAUGCCGGAGACGGCCAUCAAGUUCGGAUCGUACGAAGCGGCCAAGCGUGCGUUGGCGAAUUUCGAGGGCCAUGGGGAUGCCAGGAACAUAAAUUCGUACUCGAAAUUUGUUGCUGGCGGUUUGGCCGGAAUGGUUGCCCAAUUCUGCGUCUAUCCCCUUGAUACCCUCAAAUUUCGACUUCAGUGCGAGACGGUCAAAGACGGCCUUACGGGGAGUGCCCUCGUUCGACAGACGGCCACGAAAAUGUAUGCGGAUGGCGGCCUGCGAGCCUGCUACCGAGGUGUCACCAUGGGAUUGAUUGGCAUGUUCCCGUACAGUGCCAUCGACAUGGGCAUGUUUGAAUUCCUCAAGAAUACUUACCGCAUCCGUUACGCAAAAUAUGCGGGCUGCCACGAAGACGACGCCGAGCCUGGCAACAUCGCCACGGGCAUCAUCGGCGCAACAUCCGGAGCCUUUGGAGCGUCGGUUGUCUACCCGUUGAACGUGGUUCGGACACGGUUACAAACGCAAGGCACCGUGAUGCACCCCCAAACCUACACGGGAAUCUGGGACGUCACACAGAAGACGAUCCAGCACGAAGGGGUCCGAGGUCUCUACAAGGGCCUGACGCCAAAUCUGCUCAAAGUCGCCCCUGCGUUGAGCAUAACGUGGGUGGUGUACGAAAACGCAAAACGCUUUCUCGCAUUGCACUGA